AUAUAGUUUACUUUAGUGUUUCACAAUCAGUCAGUAUACUAUUAUAGUUAUAAAUCAAAGUCAGUUAUCUUGCAUGAGCCAUGCCUACACUUCAGUUUAAGUUCCUUGUUUUCAGUCUUCUCUUAUUGACAGUAGCUACUACACUAGCUAGUUCUCAGUAUGAAGGUUUCAAUUUGCGACUCAAUACUUCAAUCAUAAAAUCAAAGGAUGACAAUCUGUUAUCACUCAUCUGUCAUUACCAUGCCAUUCAAGAUAAUGAGAAGACUACAGACGAAGUUCGUAUACAUCGAGCAGCGAAUGUCCUUUCCUUUUGGCUCAAUGACACCCAGAUUACAUCUGGAACUAAUGGAGGACUCCCUGGCUAUCGAGAGUGGGACUUUGAAAGUGGUGCUAUGGCACAGUUUAUUUUACCGAAAAAAGACAUCUUUAUCGGUUUAUUUUACUGUAAAUCGAUGACUGAAACAAGCUCAAUGGUGCAGUUGAUCUCAAUGCCCGAAAAGGAUUUAUCGGUGGCUCUGUACAUGGCUGUUGCUGUAUGCUCUCUCUUUUUGGCUCUCUUAAUACUCCUGAGUAUCUUUACCUUUGUGCUCUGUUACAAACAAUUCCAAAAAAGAAGAUUUGAUAGCUUAAAAGAUGCUCGUUUUUCAUCUAGUAGGUCAAAGAAGCGAACUAUUUCUGAAUACCCUCAACGUCCAACGGCCAUGAACACCUCUUGUACCAAUUUACUCACAAUCAAUCUCGAAACUGGACAACAAGAAGAUCGUUCUUCAAAGGCCACGAACACCUCUUGUACAAAGUUCGAAAAAAACCAAGAAGACCAUUCUUUGUGCUCAUCAACACUGUCAAAAGCAGAUGUGAAGCAGUUUUGUUACAUUGACUCUCCAGAAGAAGUGAUGUUUGAUUGCAAAGGUGGUAGGUACAGAAAUGAAGAUCACGACAUUGAACUGAGUGUGCCUGAAUUUGCCAUACCGACUGGAAAACGCAUAACGGUGAAAAUAGCAGUGUCACUAUUCUCUCCAUUACAACUGCAGCAAGGCCUGAGACCUGUUUCCCCAAUAGUUGAGUUCUGUGUCGUGGAUGACCCAUAUUUUAAAUUUGCCAAACCAAUCAAAAUUUUACUCCCUCAUUUUAUUCAGAGCACUACGUCGUCAUCGCUGAAUGAUUUGCAAUUUGUUAAGGCUGCGCAUGGUGGAGGAGUAUUUGAAGAAUGUGAUGGUGAAGCAACUUUUAAAGCAGGAAGUAUGUAUGGGACGUUACUGACCCACCACUUUUGCCAUUUUUGCAUUGCUUCCAGCGUCUCAUCUCUCUCAAAAGCUAACUUUCGACUGGUUCGAGUCACUCCAAAAAAUCCAUCUGGAACAUGGAAAGCUCAAUAUUGUGUCACUUACUUCCUGCAAACGUGCCUAAAAUUCCUCAAGAACUUCUAUGAUGUUGAACAAUAUGAAGUCACAAGCCUCAAAAGGUUUAUGUUCUCUGAUGCCCAAGCAACACUGCAAAUUCAUUUUGAAAGGAGGCUUGCUGGAGGCUGGCUACUCACACAAGACGGUGGAAGUAGCAAGUUGACUGAAAAUGAGGUGGACUGUUGGAGACUAGAUCAAGAUGAGCUAAAGCAAAUAGAAGAAGAGGAACUUUACCCUCCAAGAUUUGUUGUUAAAGUUAACGGACAUCAGGCGACUGAUCAAGCCACUGCGUUAGUUAGAUUCACUGGAGCACAAGGAGAUCUGGAAACAGAGCUUUCAUUGGAACCCCUCAGUUACCAUCAAAUAACACAUCUUCCUACAAGUGUUUCUCUACCAAACAUUCGUAGACCUUAUGAUGUAUCUAAACAGUCUCAACAGUACAAUCUUGUCAAUCCCAAUACACCCUCUCUUUCGUUCCUGAUGAACUACGUUGCCAACGAGAUCCCGGCAAAAUGGCGAGCAGUAGGCACACAACUGGAUCUGAGCAAUGGGAAAUUAGACCAAAUUUGGUAUGACCAUCGUGGAUCUAGUGAUUGUUUUAGUGCUGUGUUCUCACUUUGGGAGACGCAGCCUAAGGGUGCACUCCCCUAUGAAUGGUUGUCACUCUACGAGGCUCUUCGUUCUCCACAAGUGUCUGAGAAUCAGCUAGCUAAUAAUCUCGAAUUGAUUGUCUCAACUACGACCUCAAACGCAAGUUUAUCUGGUAACGGUUCAUCUACGGAUAAAGACGACAAAUACGAUGAUGGUGAUGAAAUGGAUGGAUAACUAGAAUUCAAUUUUAUGAUUAGGCUGCCAUAAUAAAUAGGACACCAGCAUUUUUAAAAUUCACUCUUUGUCGCAUAUGUUUUAUGAAUUAUCAAUCUCUUAAAUA
Molecule: messenger RNA, 2331 nt
Organism: Halichondria panicea
Lineage: Eukaryota; Metazoa; Porifera; Demospongiae; Suberitida; Halichondriidae
Exons: 5
Coding region: 81-2225 (714 amino acids)
Source: RefSeq, a predicted model, not a curated record